UAACGAUUAUUACACGUAAAUCUAGUUUACGGGAAUUCGGAUAAAAAGGGAAAAAACGAGACUUAAAAAGCAAAGCAGGAAGAAGAAGACGAACCGGAUUUUCGAAAUUACAAUAUCCGGAUCUGGUUUUACCAAAGAAGAAAAAGCAUGGGGCUGCUUUCUAACAGAAUUGAUAAGAAGAGCCUGAAACCAGGGGAUCACAUUUAUUCAUGGAGGACUGCUUAUAUUUAUGCCCAUCACGGCAUCUAUGUUGGAAACAAUACGGUCAUCCAUUUUACAAGACGUGGCCAAGAAUUUGGUACAGGAACUGUGCUUGAUCUCAUCCUGGUAAGCUCUGGGCCAGCUCAAUCUCAACUGCAUUGCCCUACCUGCACUCCACCUGAAGAAGGUAAUGGUGUUGUUUCCUCGUGCUUGGACUGCUUCCUUGCUGGUGGAAUAUUGUAUCGUUUCGAGUAUGCAGUCAGCCCUGCUCUCUUUAUUGCAAAAGCAAGAGGUGGAACCUGCACUCUUGCAGUCACUGAUCCGGAUGAUUUAGUGGUUCAUCGAGCAAAAUACUUGCUCGAAAAUGGAUUUGGUUGCUAUAAUGUAUUCAAGAACAACUGUGAGGAUUUUGCAAUCUAUUGCAAAACUGGGCUGCUCGUUCUGGAUCAUUCGGUUGGACGAAGUGGUCAAGCAAUAUCUAUUAUAGGAGGCCCUCUUGCAGCUGUGUUGUCAACUCCAUUACGCCUUGUUACUACAAACAUUUAUGGUAUGGCAGCUACAGCAGUUGGGAUGUACUGUGCAAGUCGAUAUGCAGCUGAUAUCGGCAUAAGGAUGGAUGCAGUGAAAGUUCCAGUGGAGGAUCUUACGAGAAGACUGGCAGCCGGCUUGCUUCAGGUGAUUGAACCUCAACAUUUGGCAGCCACUGCCCAUUAGCAUCUUGUUGCUCCAAGUUUUUAAUCCGGUGAAACUCUGAUCUUUCAAACGCGUUGUGAGGAUUUCCAUAUCUUUCAUUUGCUGUUUGCAUCUUUAUUAUUAAGAUGGUGGUUUGCUUGAUAAAGUUGGCUUUUUUUAUGCCCUUGAUAUGUAGUGAUUUGUGCAACAAUAAUGACGACUUAUAUAAGGAGUUUAUAAUUUAUUUGUUUA
Gossypium raimondii (Peruvian cotton) is the source of this 1125-nucleotide messenger RNA. Its product is annotated as protein LEAD-SENSITIVE 1. The record is from RefSeq and is a predicted model, not a curated record. The transcript has 3 exons. Lineage: Eukaryota; Viridiplantae; Streptophyta; Magnoliopsida; Malvales; Malvaceae. Bases 148 to 915 code for a protein of 255 amino acids.